CUACGUAAAACACUAACCUCCAAGAGACCCGGAACAAAAACUUGGACCUCACUCGUUUAGUCGUGUGGAUUUGGCAGUUCUCAGGUAGGGAGCGAAGCGUUACAAUUUGGAUUUUGGAAUUUGCCAGGCUAAUUCAGCUUAAAGAUGGAGCACGGGAGACAGAACAAAGAAUAUUUGCCAUCUCGUCAUUUUAGACAUGGGCAAAACCAAGGUGCCACACGGCAGAAGGAUGCCUAUGCUAGGCUUCUAAAUCAGCAUCGAAGUAGUAAAUUUAGGUCAUACUUGAGACAGUUUGCACAGCAGCAUACUCAGAAGAUGGAAGAGCCUAACAAUGACACACAAGAAUAUUUAUCUGAAAAAGGGGAAAGUAAGGUGACACAUUUAUAUCAAAAUGGUUACUUCUCUCCUAGUAAGAGCUGUGAAGCAGAUAACACCUUGUCUUCACAUAUAGUCAAACCAAAAGAUAAAGCAGAGGCUGUGGAACUGCAUAAGCAGAAGAAGGUUACAUAUGUCCAAGUGCAUGGGAAUAAGAAACCCAAUGUUAGUAUUGUCCAGGAUGGAAAUGGAUUAUGUGGUGGUGAUGGAGCACAGACAAACUCAAAGCUUCAAUACCUAGGAAUACUUCCAUCAGAAGAGUCUAAUAUAGAAGAACUAGCAUGGCUGGAUAACUCUUCAGGAAAAUUAUUGACUUGUUCACCAGAACAGAGUACUGUUUUUUUUCCUUUCAGCAGUGAAAAAGCAGACAGUGUAACAAAACAAAUGAAAAAGAAAAAGUCAAAAAAGAUGUCGGCAGGAAAGAUCAGUUCUGAGGCUGCUAAAGGGACAUCUGAAGUUUUAAAUAGCGACCUAGCAUCUGCAGGGGAGUCUCAUUUUGCUGAUGGAAAGGCCAAACAGCAGGACACAAGGGCUACUGGGCAAGCCGAAGGUAAAGCCUUUAAUUCAGUCCCUUCUUCUCUUGAUAAUGAUGGACACAGAAAUCGUCAGAGUUACGGGAAACGAAGACAGAUUUUUGAAAGUUACAUGUCAUUUGAAGAUGUGUCUGCAGGACUCAAAAGAGGGGAACUUAUCCAGGGCACAUUACGAAUAAAUCCUAAAAAGUUCCAGGAGGCAUUCAUCAAUUCUCCUGAUGGCUGUAGAGAUAUAUUUAUGGAUGGAAUUGUAGCUCGAAAUAGAGCAUUAAAUGGUGAUGUGGUUGUAGUGAUGCUUCUCCCCAGAGAGCAAUGGAAGACUUUAAAAUUAGAUAAAGAAGACGAGCUUGUGCUUGGCACAAAAAAACAGAGCCUCCUGGCAGAAAAUGUGAACUGUAUGAAACAUAGUAACAGUGCUGAUGAGCGGUAUAGUCCAGACAUCAUCAUUGAAGAACAUAUUGAUAGUAAUGGGGAAGACCAGGAGUUGGUCAGUGAGAUGCAGAGGAUGCAUGUCAGCACUCUAGCUUGUCCUAAUAAUGCAAGACUUCCAGCUUCAAAGCAAGAUACUAUCUCAAGCACAAUCAACCCUGAGAAGUUUCUUCAAAGGACUGCAAAGGUUGUGUACAUUGUAGAGAAGAAGCAUUCUCGAGCCGUGACAGGGUUUAUCAAAUUAUUGCCAGAGAAGAGAUAUGCCAUGUUUUCCCCAGUGGACCACAGAGUGCCUCGAGUGAACAUUCCUCUAGCUAGCUGUCCUGCUGAUUUUCCAAUGCGACCUGAAGAUUACUGCAAAACCCUUUUUAUCUGUCGUAUUGUUGACUGGCAUGAAAAUAGCAAUUUUGCAGAAGGUCAACUGCUUAAAAGCCUUGGCCAAGCUGGUGAAAUUGAGCCAGAAACUGAAGGUAUUCUAAGCGAGUAUGAUGUGGAUUUUUCAGAGUUCUCGGAAGAGGUGCUAGCUUGUCUCCCACAGGCACUUCCCUGGGUAAUUCCAGCAGUGGAGUACCAGAAAAGAAGAGACUUAAGGGCUGAAUGUAUAUUCACCAUUGACCCAGUCACAGCUAGAGAUCUUGAUGAUGCUUUGUCUUGUAAGCAACUAGCAGAUGGAAAUUUUGAAGUUGGAGUCCAUAUUGCUGAUGUCAGCUAUUUUGUGGAAGAGAAUUCAGCCCUUGACUUUAUUGCCAGCCGCAGAGCAACCAGUGUGUAUUUAGUACAAAAGGUAAUCCCAAUGCUUCCCCGGCUUCUUUGUGAGGAAUUGUGCAGCCUGAACCCCAUGACAGACAGACUGACUUUCUCAGUCAUUUGGAAACUCUCACCACAUGGCAAGAUCUUAGAUGAAUGGUUUGGUCGAACCAUUAUUCGUUCAUGCAUAAAACUAAGCUACAGCCAUGCCCAGAGCCUGAUUGACAACCCAGACAAGAUUUUUCCAGCAGAGGAAAUGCCACCCUGCUCCCCAGAGCACUCUAUUGAUGAGAUAAAAUGUUCAGUUGUCAACCUUCAUGCCAUUGCCAAGCAGCUACGUGCUCAGCGUUUUGAAGGAGGAGCUCUGCGACUAGACCAGCUUAAAUUAUCCUUUACAUUGGAUCAUGAGAGUGGGAUGCCUCAAGGGUGCUAUAUCUAUCAGUACAGAGACAGCAACAAGUUGGUGGAGGAGUUUAUGCUGCUAGCAAACAUGGCAACGGCACAUCGCAUCAACCGCUCAUUCCCAGAACGAGCUUUGUUACGUUGCCACCCCCCACCACAAACAAAGAUGGUAGAAGACCUGGCUGAAUUCUGUGAGCAGAUGGGACUGAAGCUGGACUUUAGCUCAGCUGGCGUUCUCCAUAAAAGCUUGAUUGCAACUGUGGGGACAGAUGAAUACUCCAGUGCUAGGAAGGAGGUCCUCACUGCUAUGUGCUCUCGACCAAUGCAGAUGGCACUGUACUUUUGUGCUGGAGCUCAGCCAGAUAAGUCAUGUUUCAGACAUUAUGCAUUGAAUGUGCCACUCUAUACUCACUUCACCUCCCCCAUCAGACGCUAUGCAGAUGUUAUUGUUCACCGGCUGCUGGCAGCAUCCUUAGGAUGUGGCCAUGACUUAAUAUUGCCCUUAGAAGACAUACAGAAGCAGGCAUCUCACUGCAAUGAUAAGAAAACAGCAUCCAAGCGAGUUCAGGAGCUGAGCACAGAGCUGUUCUUUUCAGUGUUUGUAAAGGAGUGUGGACCAUUGGAGUCUGAAGCCAUGGUGAUGGGAGUCAUGGACAAGUCGUUUGAUGUGCUGGUGCUAAAGUAUGGUGUGCAGAAGCGAAUCUACUGCAAUGCCUUACCUCUGCAAGACUUCACUUUCCGCAAAGUAGGGAAAAAGCCAGAAAUGAAGCUUAUCUGGUUGCCUGAAGACCCAGAAGAGGAUCCUUUGUUGCAGGAAAUUUCCAUUUUCACCUUGGUGGAUGUGAUGCUGAAGGCAGAUGAAGGACCUCUCAGGUACAGCGCCAUCUUGAGAAGACCUUCAGCUUUGACAUCUUGAAACACAAGCAUUGAAAGUAAAUAUCAUGAUGGACAACCAAGAUGGCUAUGUGAUAUGGCCCAUCAUAUAUAAUUUACAUUUUGUGUUUUUUUAUUUUUAUUUUAAAUGCUAUAGGUCACGAAUUGAUGUAAAUUUUACUAUGUUAUUUGUCUAUAUUGUUUUGUCCUCAUGAAAUGAAUUAGCAACAAAUUUCAGUCGCCUUUAAAGGACCUUUAUGCACAGGGCAUAAGAGCCACACGAUACGCUCAGUUGCACAACAAAUUCAUUUUAUAUUCUGCUCAAUCCUAGUCGCUUUAAAACAUAUUCAAAAUCAGUUGAGCAGUUAUUUGUCCACACUGAUCUUUUUUCAUAUAUUUAAAAGAAAAACACAAAUGUUAUGAAAACUAAGGUGUUUUUAUUUUAUUUUCUUUGUGCU
Polypterus senegalus (gray bichir) is the source of this 3817-nucleotide messenger RNA. It is a transcript of the gene dis3l2, whose product is annotated as DIS3 like 3'-5' exoribonuclease 2. Gene Ontology annotation, molecular function: 3'-5'-RNA exonuclease activity; RNA binding. The record is from RefSeq and is a predicted model, not a curated record. Bases 145 to 3402 code for a protein of 1085 amino acids. Gene Ontology annotation, biological process: miRNA catabolic process. Gene Ontology annotation, cellular component: P-body; exosome (RNase complex). The transcript is spliced from 21 exons. NCBI's taxonomy places the organism in Eukaryota, Metazoa, Chordata, Cladistia, Polypteriformes, Polypteridae.